This is a messenger RNA of Rosa rugosa (rugosa rose), 3096 nucleotides long. RefSeq names its product phosphatidylinositol-3-phosphatase SAC1. Gene Ontology annotation, cellular component: intracellular membrane-bounded organelle. The transcript has 16 exons. Gene Ontology annotation, molecular function: phosphatidylinositol-3,5-bisphosphate 5-phosphatase activity. Gene Ontology annotation, biological process: phosphatidylinositol dephosphorylation. NCBI's taxonomy places the organism in Eukaryota, Viridiplantae, Streptophyta, Magnoliopsida, Rosales, Rosaceae. Bases 174 to 2915 code for a protein of 913 amino acids. The record is from RefSeq and is a predicted model, not a curated record.
GUGGUUUAACAAACUAAACCGCAAAAAUGGAAACUCAUGUUAAAAAAAUAGAAAUACCAAACGGGGUUCGGUUUCCAAUCGAACACUAUAUAUUACUCUCGACAUUUUCCAUUUCCGCUGACUUCCAUUUUGUAUAGUGUCAGCAGUCGGAAAAAAGAAGCUCCCCCAUUUGAAUGGCGAAACAAGCCGAGAAUUCGAAGCGCCCGUACGUCCGGUCCUCCGCCGCAAAAGUCCACCCCUCCGUCGACCUCGACGCCGACCCCAGCACCUACUCCCUCGAAAAAUUCCGCCUCUACGAAACCAGACAGCGGUUUUAUUUGAUCGGGAGCGAUCGGAACAAGAGAUUCUACAGAGUGCUGAAGAUAGACCGGUCGGAGCCGGAUGAUUUGAAUAUAAGCGAAGAUCCGGUGGUUUACUCGCCGCAAGAGAUCAAGAAUCUGCUUCAGCGAAUCGCCGAGGGAAAUCGAGCCACCGGAGGCCUUACUUUCGUCGCCAAGGUGUUUGGGAUCGCCGGAUGCAUUAAGUUUAUGGAAUCGUAUUACUUGAUUUUGGUUACGAAGCGUAGGCAGAUUGGAAGUAUAUGCGGUCAUGCAAUUUAUAGUAUAGAUGAGAGCCAGCUGAUAACUAUUCCGCAUGUCACGAUUCAAACUGAUAUUGCACAUUCUAAGACAGAGCUGCGGUACAAGAAGCUUUUGUCGAGUGUUGAUUUGACCAAAGAUUUUUUCUAUAGCUAUACAUAUCCUAUAAUGCAAAGUCUGCAAAAAAAUGUGGUAUCAAUGGGUGAAGAAGGGAUGCAGUAUGAAAAUAUAUUUGUAUGGAAUGCCUAUCUAACACAAGCAAUUCGCUCAAGGUGUAAUAACACAAUCUGGACAAUAGCAUUAGUACAUGGGCAUUUUAAGCAGACUAGGCUAUCAAUCUUUGGGAGGGACUUCAGUGUUUCUCUGGUGUCUAGGCGCUCUCGGCAUUUUGCAGGGACACGUUACUUGAAAAGGGGGGUGAAUGAUAGGGGAAGGGUUGCAAAUGAUGUCGAAACAGAGCAGAUCAUCCUUGAUGAAGAAGCUGGUUCAUGCAAGGGAAAAAUGAGUUCUGUUGUCCAGAUGCGUGGCUCAAUUCCCCUCUUUUGGUCACAAGAAGCUUCAAGAUUUAGUCCUAAACCUGAUAUAAUCUUACAGAGAUAUGAUCCUACAUAUCAGGCUACCAAAUUACAUUUUGAAGACCUGGCAAGGAGAUAUGGCAACCCAAUUAUUGUGCUUAAUUUAAUCAAGACUGUUGAAAAGAGGCCUCGAGAAAUGAUGCUGAGGCGUGAGUUCACACACGCGGUUGGGUAUUUGAACCAAAUUCUUUCUGAAGAAAACCAUCUUAAAUUCAUCCACUGGGACUUUCACAAGUUUGCAAAAAGCAAGUCUGCCAACGUUUUAGCAGUUCUGGGUGCUGUAGCAAGUGAAGCACUCGAUUUGACCGGAUUUUACUACAGUGGAAAACCUAGCGUUGUUAAACGGAGGCUCAAACAAAUAAGUCGAACAAGUACCGGAAGGGAAGCAUCUCUUAGAGAUCUGAGAGCCAGUUCUGGGGACCUCCCAAGGUUUGGGAGCAGUAAUGAAACUCUAAAUUCUGCUGUUACUCGAGAUAGAGAUACUGAUCCUGGUCAACCGAAAAAAAAUGAUAAUUUUGGUGGUGAACCACCACACUUUCAAAGUGGGGUUUUGCGCACAAACUGCAUCGAUUGCUUGGAUCGUACAAAUGUUGCCCAGUAUGCUUAUGGCCUUGCAGCUUUAGGUCGCCAACUUCAUGCAAUGGGGUUGACGAACAUACCAAAAGUUGAUCCUGAUAGCACUAUUGCUGCAGCUCUCAUGGAUAUGUAUCAAAGCAUGGGAGAUGCUCUUGCCCAGCAAUAUGGUGGUUCUGCAGCUCACAACACUGUAUUUCCUGAGAGACAGGGAAAGUGGAAAGCCACAACCCAAUCAAGAGAGUUUCUAAAGUCUAUCAAGCGAUACUACAGCAAUGCUUACACUGAUGGUGAAAAGCAAGAUGCAAUAAAUUUAUUUUUGGGUUACUUUAAACCACAGGAAGGGAAACCUGCUCUCUGGGAGCUGGAUUCUGAUUAUUAUCUUCAUGUAUCUGGGCUUGAUGACCUUCUUCCUGAUUUGUGUUCACAGGCCAAUGAAAUGCACUCGGGAGCAUUGGGAAACACUCUUGCUCCUAUUCCAGCUUGCAAAGAAGACUUUUUGAGGAUGAAGCUGACAUCCUUUGACAAAUUGAUUGAAAGAACGUGCAGUUCAAUAAAGAAUGUAAGACUUUGCAGCGAACCAGACCAGAGACCUGGUGGUGCUACUGCAAAUUCUAGUGUGGCACCUGAUGCAGCUGAAAUACAGUUGAAAAGCCCAAAUUGGCUUUUUGGCCAGAGAAAGUAUGAAGAAAGUGGAUCUGCACCAAAAGUUACUUCACAUGAAAUCAUAAAUGGAGGAUCCCAUAAUGACACAGGAGUUGAUGGCUAUUGUGACCUAAAUUGGCUUUCUUCUGGUGGCAAUGAUAAUGAAGAGGAUAUCUUCUUGAGGUACCUUUCAAUGACAUCAGUUGAUGAAGCCAACGGGUGGUAUGGUGGGACUCUGCUAGGUGAUCAAGAUGAAAGCAGUGAGAUAUAUAAGCACUAUGCUGAGUUAUGUCAGGGCCCUGCCAUUGAGCCAUUCCAAAAUGAUCGGGAGAGAGAGAAGCACUAUGCCGAUGCUCUUCACAUGGGAACAAUAAAUAUUCUAGAUGAUGCAGCUGUUGAGGCAGAGAUGGAAGCAGCUCUCAAGGAGUACGAUCAAAUUGGAAGUGAUCUUGUGAGCAUCCCUCCAGCUUGUAAAUCAUUUGCUGAAGAUCCAAGUUGGUUGACGAGAUGGAUUAUUGGGGAGGAGAAGGUGCAAAGGAUUUGAAAAUUCUCUUUCUGAUCUCCUGUAAAGAUAGAUGGACUACAAGAAUUGAACUUUCUCAGCGAAUCAUAAUUGUAUAUAUUAUAGCAUCAAGCAUUGUUGAGCUGUAGUAUGUAGUAAUGUAGAUAUACAUGUAAAUACAAUUGUUCAAAUAUAGUUCAACCUCUAUUGUGCAUUUUUAUAA